Messenger RNA from Aspergillus steynii IBT 23096, 505 nucleotides. RefSeq lists its product as uncharacterized. Bases 146 to 412 code for a protein of 88 amino acids. The transcript is spliced from 2 exons. Lineage: Eukaryota; Fungi; Ascomycota; Eurotiomycetes; Eurotiales; Aspergillaceae. The record is from RefSeq and is a predicted model, not a curated record.
UUCAACUCGAUGAAGCUUCGGAAUUCAAAUCGUACAGCUUCAGUAACCCGAAGCACAUUCCAACAAUACUCGAUCAAUUUGAUUCGUCGAGCAUUUGGGCAAGGUCUUGAUCGAUAGCACUUAGAAAGGCUUGCCGCAGCAACCAAUGAUUGGACUUAUCACCCGGCGAUUCGCCGCGGAGGUCUCCCUUGCACUGGGGCGCUUCUGCUUUCUGAGCCCCCUUGCUUUUCCUCCCCGCUACUCGAGCUCAAGAGCCACGAGCGCUAAGUUCUGGGCUUCCCUGGUGCCAACAUGGUGGUGCUGCAGAGCGCCUUUUAUAUCUCCGGGCAGCCCUGUUCCUCUAUUUUCCCGCAAAAAUCUUUACAUUCCAGGGCAUCUAUUCUGGAUCCCAUGGUCUCUCGGUGACAAAUAAUUGGUCAUCAUCUUCGGGGCCUUCAUCUGCGAGAUGGGGAAACCAUCUCCCUCUCCGCAAAGACUCCUUACAGAAGCUAUUGCUUUCGGGAGC